Molecule: messenger RNA, 501 nt
Organism: Colletotrichum spaethianum
Lineage: Eukaryota; Fungi; Ascomycota; Sordariomycetes; Glomerellales; Glomerellaceae
Product: cyclohexadienyl dehydratase
Exons: 1
Coding region: 1-501 (166 amino acids)
Source: RefSeq, a predicted model, not a curated record
AUGGGCGGCGUCAGCCUGACUCUCUCGCGCGCUAAGACAGCGUUCUUCUCGACCGCCAUCCAGCGGGUGGGCAAGACAGCCUGCAUCCGCUGCGCUGAUGCGGAAAAGUACACCGACCUCGCGUCCUUGGACCAGCCAGGCGUCAAAGUCGCCGUCAACCCUGGUGGAACCAACGAGGCCUUCGACCGCGCGAACCUCAAGUCUGCGACUAUCGUUUUGGUGGAGGAUAACAAUGCCGUUUACCAGGCUGUUCUGGAUGGCACGGCUGAUGCCAUGAUAUCUGAUCUCAUCGAGGUCGAGCUGCAGGUGAAGCUACACGAGGGCCAGCUUUGCAUCGCUAACCCGGAUGAACCGUUCAAUUUUGAGGAGUUGGGAUACGCUGUUCCUAGGGACAUUGUCUGGAAGCAAUUCGUUGAUACUUGGGUUCAUAUGCAGCUUGGGGGUGGGUCUUGGAACCAGACGCUAGAGAAGUGGUUGAACUACAAGUGGCCGAGUGUGUAG